Molecule: messenger RNA, 795 nt
Organism: Cooperia oncophora
Lineage: Eukaryota; Metazoa; Nematoda; Chromadorea; Rhabditida; Trichostrongylidae
Source: the annotation of a GenBank genome assembly
AUGGAGCUUCCUGUGGGAGUCUGGAUGAGAUUGCAAUACCGAGCAGAGGAUUGUUCCACAGAAUACCUAAGCAGUCGUCAUCUGCGUUUCAUCAAAAACAUUGCUGCUCCCCAAUACACACAUGCUCGGAUUUUGACAAGAUCUGCUCGACCUGGACUAACAGAUCUCACCGUCAUUCUCACUCUCCGUGCUUUCAUCGAGUACUCUCGUACUGGUGAAUUAAGCCUCAUUUCUGACGAUGUUGGCUAUAUUAUGGUUGAUCAGGACGACACGACGCUGGAAUCUUUACACUGUGGCUUCGAUAAAGGAGCUGUUGUCGAGGUGGAGUUUGUGAAUGGUUCAUGGUGGUUACGAAAGCUACUCGGCGAAUGGCGUGAAGGCAUUGAUUUAUCGAAUCCUGAUUCACGGCAUAUAAGGAAAGGCUACGAUAUGGCAGAGGACGAGUUUUGUACGGAUAAGCUCCGCGAAAAUGAAAUUGGACGCCCUUCCUCAAGUUCAUCAAGAGGUUCUUGUUCACGAUUUGAGCACAACUCACAAGUGAAUCUUAGAAAAUCUGGCAGUAGCAAAGAGCCACUUGAACGCAUGAAUUCGGCAGCACAGUUCCGGGUUGUUGAUCGAGGACGGCCUGUGAGGAGCAGUUACGAUGGAACUAUUGCCACUGCAGCUGAUGCGAAUGUAGAUUCAAUACGAGAACGUGUUGGAAUGAUUUCGCUAUCGUCAACUGACUUGAGGCGAAUAUCAUCGUGCACACAUCAUCACAUGAAAGCAGCCCAUAUUCGAUUGAAUUCGUGGUGA